Messenger RNA from Polypterus senegalus (gray bichir), 1688 nucleotides. It is a transcript of the gene sgcd, whose product is annotated as sarcoglycan, delta (dystrophin-associated glycoprotein). Gene Ontology annotation, biological process: cardiac muscle tissue development; heart contraction. The transcript has 9 exons. The coding region runs from base 601 to 1467 and encodes 288 amino acids. Lineage: Eukaryota; Metazoa; Chordata; Cladistia; Polypteriformes; Polypteridae. The record is from RefSeq and is a predicted model, not a curated record. Gene Ontology annotation, cellular component: sarcoglycan complex; sarcolemma.
CACCUCCUCCAAGCUCUGAGAUGCUAAUGUAGUCUAACAGUGACAGGGCUAGCUUUUCCUCUUCCUGAGCUCUAGUUCCAAAUACAUAAAAAGAAAGAGAGAGGGAGGGAGAAGGAAAGAAAAGGUUUGCAGCCUUUGGUGGGGGAGCAGUACAAUGUUUGUGUUCUGUUCCUAUCCUAUCUCUUGCACGAUUUUCACAUCUGUGGAUAAAGAAACACACACAGUGGAUUUUUAAGCCUAAAGGAUGCUAAAGUCGUUCUUCUUUCUUGUUGAAUCCAAGGAAAGGACUAAUGCACUUUAUUAGUGUUAAAGAGAUCAGUCUAAGGCGCACUUUCUAGCCACUGGAGGCAUGAUGCCCUAGCUGAUGUGGCCCCAUGGAAUGCAACCUGCCUGUGGAUUUCAGUCUUUGUAGUUUUUAUAAAUAUAAAAAAGGGAAAACUGAUUAUUUGUAACAUACUUUAUGUGUUUGGGUUUUUUUUUAAGUUGCCUGCAGCAGUGAUUUCUUUUUUGUCUUUUCUUUCUGGGCAUCUGAAAAAAGAGGGCCAAGGGGAUGCUGUUAGAGCCUGGCAUACUAAGAGACUUGGUAGCUAAAAUAACAAAAUGACCCAGGAACAAUACACACAUAGAAACAAUGUCCAAAGUUCUGAAGCACCGCACGUAUAUAAAGUGGGAAUUUAUGGCUGGCGGAAACGCUGUCUCUACUUUUUUGUCCUUCUGCUGAUGGUCCUAAUCCUGGUCAACCUUGCUUUGACAAUCUGGAUCCUAAAGGUCAUGAAUUUCACAAUCGAUGGCAUGGGUCACCUGAGAAUUACAGAGAAAGGUCUGACACUAGAAGGGGAUUCAGAAUUCCUUAAACCUCUUUACGCCAAAGAAAUUCAGUCCAGACCAGGUAGUCCACUUCUCCUUCAGUCAUCCAAAAACAUAACUAUCAACAUUCUUAAUGGUCAAAACAAGGCUGCUACGAGGGUAGUCGCAGGAUCCAAAGGAGUGGAAGCUUUUGGGAAGGUUUUUGAAGUGAAAUCUAACACAGGAAAAACAUUGUUUUCUGCUGCUGAUCGUGAGGUGGUGGUUGGUGCUGACAGGCUACGAGUUUUAGGAGCUGAAGGAGCUGUGUUUAGCAACUCAGUCGAAACGCCUCAAGUCAGAGCGGACCCCUUUAAAGAACUUAGGAUGGAAUCCCCAACUCGUUCUUUGUUCAUGGAGGCUCCAAAAGGUAUUGAAAUCUUAGCAGAAGCUGGGAAUAUACAGGCUACAUGCAGAAAUGAAAUGAGACUUGAGUCGAAAGAUGGCGAGAUCAUAUUAGAAGCUAACAAAAUCAAGUUACCCAGACUGCCCAAAGGAAUAUACUCAGCUUCUGGCUCAAAGCAGAAAGUAUACGAGGUCUGCAUCUGUCCAAACGGGCGGCUCUUCUUGUCGGUGGCGGACAGUGGCUCCACCUGCCAGAUAAACUCUAGCGUCUGUCUCUGAAAGGGAAAACAAACAAAUGAGCAGAGGCCUUUGUAGCACCCAAAAGGCUUUUUUUUUAAUGACAGACAGCGGAAAAAGCCUUUGUAGGUGAUGAAAAGGGUCUCUCAGAGACGUUCAGCGUGACAGCUUUUUAUCCACUGCUUUGAAGAAUGUUUCAGUACAAGAAUAACUAGGGUGAUCACCUUUUAAAAAUGGAACUCUAUAAAAAAUGACUUUUUCUA